AUGGUAGAGAGCAUCAUCGUCGAAAAGAGUCUCAAUAGCAGCGGCUGGCUAUGCCGUACUCGGCAACUCCUAAUGCUUUCUGGGGUCAGGCAUGCGGAUGUUUUGAUGAAACUUGGUGUUGAGGUCAAGCUAGACCAGUCCGAGGUCGGCCAGAACAUGCAUGAGCAGAUACUCGUGCUUCCCGUUGUUCUGAUCGAUAACUCGCGCGGCUUGAUGGGUGUUCCCUUGGCGAACAUUAGCGACCCUCCCGUGAUUGACACCUGUUACUUCAGUACGGCUUUGGAAAGGUACGCUGCAUAA
Colletotrichum spaethianum is the source of this 300-nucleotide messenger RNA. RefSeq names its product versicolorin reductase. The transcript has a single exon. NCBI's taxonomy places the organism in Eukaryota, Fungi, Ascomycota, Sordariomycetes, Glomerellales, Glomerellaceae. Bases 1 to 300 code for a protein of 99 amino acids. The record is from RefSeq and is a predicted model, not a curated record.